AUGGGAUAUAUCCUGAUUGGCCGGCCGGUUUUUGUCAAAACCAUUCCUCGAGCAAACGUGCUUUCUGAGAAAAGGAAACGGUUUGCUCAAUAUCAAGAAGGGGCACGAAAGGAUACAGAACGAGCAUUUGGGGUGCUCCAAAAGAGAUUUGCAAUUGUAUGCAACCCAGCACGUUUGUGGAAAAAAAGUGAAGUAGGAGAUGUUAUGAAAGCAUGCAUCAUAUUGCAUAAUAUGAUCAUUGAUGAUGAAAGAGAUGAUAAUGAAGACAUGAAUCCACCAAGAGAUGUCCAAUACACUGUAGAUGUGAAUCAAACAGAAAGUCCUGAACUUCAACAUGGUCUCCUUCGAAACUAUUAUGCAAACCGGGAACAAUACUUUGCAAAUCAUAUCCGAAUUCAUAAUCGUACUCAAUGUAAUCAACUUUAA
This is a messenger RNA of Spinacia oleracea (spinach), 426 nucleotides long. RefSeq lists its product as uncharacterized. Bases 1 to 426 code for a protein of 141 amino acids. The transcript has a single exon. Lineage: Eukaryota; Viridiplantae; Streptophyta; Magnoliopsida; Caryophyllales; Amaranthaceae. The record is from RefSeq and is a predicted model, not a curated record.